Henningerozyma blattae CBS 6284 is the source of this 954-nucleotide messenger RNA. RefSeq names its product Rab geranylgeranyltransferase BET2 (gene BET2). The record is from RefSeq and is a predicted model, not a curated record. The transcript has a single exon. Gene Ontology annotation, biological process: protein geranylgeranylation. Lineage: Eukaryota; Fungi; Ascomycota; Saccharomycetes; Saccharomycetales; Saccharomycetaceae. Bases 1 to 954 code for a protein of 317 amino acids. Gene Ontology annotation, cellular component: Rab-protein geranylgeranyltransferase complex. Gene Ontology annotation, molecular function: Rab geranylgeranyltransferase activity.
AUGUCCAUUAUCCAUAAAGAAUUACAUGUUAAAUAUAUUCAACAGUUGAAUACUCAGCCAGACCACUUGGAGCAUUGGCUAACAGAACAUUUACGACUAAAUGGGAUUUAUUGGGGUAUUACAGCUCUGACAUUACUAGAUAGAAUUGACGCACUUCCCAGGGACGAAAUUAUAAAGUUUGUAUUGUCGUGCUUUGAUGAAAAUUCUGGUACUUUUGCACCAUACCCGGGACACGAUGGUCAUAUGUUAGCCACUCUCAGUGGUGUACAAAUACUAGCUAUCUAUGAUAGUAUAGACUCUUUGACAAAUGAACAGAUUGAGAGCAUAGUUAAGUUUGUUGUCACCAACCAAUUGGAGGACGGGUCUUUCCAAGGUGAUCAAUUUGGUGAAGUUGAUACAAGAUUUAUCUAUAAUGGUUUAGCCACUUUGAAAUUGUUAGGCCGUCUCACUGAUAAUAUCGUAGAUUCAGCAGUAGAUUAUAUUAAACGUUGUAGAAAUUUUGAUGGGGGUUAUGGAUUAUGCAUUGGUGCAGAAUCUCAUUCAGCUCAAGUUUUCACUUGUUUAGGCGCCUUAGCAUUAACCGGUAAACUUGAUACUAUAUUGACCAAAGACGAGCAAGAACAAACUGCUUGGUGGUUAUGUGAAAGACAAGUCAAUGAAGGUGGAUUUAAUGGUAGACCUUCCAAGUUACCUGAUGCUUGUUAUUCAUGGUGGGUAGGUGCUUCUCUAGCUAUACUUGGCAAAAUCGAUUGGAUUAAUGGUGAUGAUUUAGAAAAAUUUCUAUUAAAGUGUCAAGAUGAGGAAAGAGGUGGGUUUAGCGAUAGACCUGGGAAUGAAACUGAUGUUUUCCAUACAAUUUUCUCAUUAGCUGGAUUAAGUUUAGUAGGAAAACAAGAUUUGAUGCCAAUUGACCCUAAGUAUUGUUUACCACCUUCUGUCACAUGUAAAUUAUGA